AUGAAUAGAGAAUUUGAUUCCGAAUCUUUAUCACGCUCAACCCAAGUCCCUCUUGAAAUUGAGUUAGCUGUAGAGCAAUUGCGUCAUAUUCCAACACCUUCUUCCAAACAUCAAGUCCCUCUCGACUUGCAAAUAGCCGUAGAUCAGUUACGUUAUAUCCCGGUAGCUAAUAACGUUGACGCGCAAAAUAGCUCGCCUUCAGAACCGCAAAAUCCUUUCCAAACCUUAGAAGACACAGUCCAAAGGUUAAACCAAACCGGCGAAGACGUCUUCCGCGACAUAGAAAACUCACUCCAAAAUCUAAAUCAGACAAACACAUCGGCUCUCAACUUAUUAAACGAAUCUGAAAAUGAGUCUCAGCCACAGACACAGCCACAGACACAGAGGGGUGAAGGGUCAGGACAGAGACACCAUCAUGCUGAAGAGCAGGAGGAGGAGGGGGGUGAAGGCUUAAGGCAGAGACACAGACCCACUGAAGAGCAGGAGGAGGAGAGGGUUAGUGGGGGCAGAGAAUCAGAAGCCACCUCUUAUGAUCGGUUUAACACUCUGGUCAUGAGACGCUCAUUUACAGUACCACGGCCCGGCAAUGUACCCGAUAUCGCCGCAUUUUAUCGAAAUGUGAUAGGGGUAAUUAGGGAAUUAGCCAACGAGGUAGAAUCACGAGCUAGUCGCGACGAUGUUAUUCAGUUGGAGGUGGUAGGCGAAAAUGUGCGCGAUUAUGUUUCGGUCACCAACAACGCCCAGGGCAGAAAUAUUCUACCGGCUUUUGAAGGUUUGCUCGAUCGUAUAGUACAAUCAAACAACAGCGUAGCAGGCGACGAAGACAUAGAAUUAAUUGUCCAGAUAGUGCGGAACCCUACGGGCGGUGCCAAGCGUAAGAUGGAGAAAACUUUAGAUUGUGAACCCCUCUCGCAUUUUGCAACAGACUUCCCCGAUCAUUCCAAACCUCUGUUUUUAUUCCUGUUGCAAAAUCAUUACUACGGGAUUAAAAACCUCAAAGCCUUUAUGGGUACAAAGUACGUCUGUAACUAUUUUUACAAGAGUUUCAACAACCCAAUCGUGCACAGCUGCGAGGGUUACUGUCAAGUCUGCACGGACCCCAUCUGCACUACAGAAGAGCUCAAACCUUUAAAAUGCACAGAUUGUCACAGGACGUGUCGUUCACUCUCCUGUUUUGCUCGGCACAAAGAGGCUAAGCCGUCUCCUAUGAACAAACAGCCUUUUAGUUUCUGCGAUCAAAUCAAAAAAUGCAAACUAUGCAAACUAAGCCACUACGUUAAUAUGACCACAGGCAAGGCCAGUCAUCAUUGUAACACAACCAGAUGUAGAAUCUGCGGUGAAACAUUACCGUUCGGUUCUGAAACAGACGCUCACCUGUGUUACAUUCAACCCGUAGCCGGCGAGACCAAAGAACUCGGUUUGGUUUUUUAUGACUUUGAAACAUUUGUCAACGAGAACAACGAACACAUCCCCUUUCUAGUGUAUGCAAAAACAUUGAAAGGUGAAGAGAAGGUGUUUUACGGUCUGGACUGUGUGAAACGCUUUCUCCUGUAUUUCAGAAGGAAUCGGCACCGGAGAAAUGUUUUUAUAGCGCAUAACGCUCGCGGAUUUGACAGCUACCUGGUUUUAAAAGGUAUACUGAAAGAGAGGGCAUCGCCGCAAAACAUUCUCAUGACAGGUUGUAAAAUCCUCAGUUUCGAGGAACCCGAUUACCAACUCAAGUUCAUAGAUUCCCUAUUUUUCCUACCCAUGCGUCUUAGCGCCAUGCCCAAGGCUUUGGGUUUUAGCGAUCAGUCCAAGGGGUAUUUUCCACACAGAUUCAGCUCAGAAAAGCACCUCGAGUAUGUAGGACCCUACCCUCCGCCGUCUUAUUACGGCGUAGACCGCAUGACGGCGUGCGAACAGGAGGUGUUUUACAGAUGGUACAACGAAAAAAGUCAGGAUGUCUUUGACUUUGGAAAGAAGCCUUGCAUUACUGUAAGAACGACGUCGAAAUUCUCACCACAGGAUGCGCUAAAUUCAGGGAACAGUAUCUCGAUGAGACGGGUGUGGACCCUUUCAGCACUAUUACCAUAG
Messenger RNA from Xyrichtys novacula (pearly razorfish), 2076 nucleotides. Lineage: Eukaryota; Metazoa; Chordata; Actinopteri; Labriformes; Labridae. The record is from the annotation of a GenBank genome assembly.